AUGGUUCCUCUUCAUUAUCUUCUAUUAGCCCUCGCUAGCCCCCGGGCAGUGCUCUCCGCGAGCUCAAUUGAAGUCGAUACCAGUUCACUUUUGCAACAGAUCCAUGGCUUCGGCUUUUCUCAAGCAUUUGGGCGCGCCAGCGAAUUCAAGGCUGCCGACGAUGAUCUGCAGCAGCAGGCUCUGGAUCUCUUAUUCAAUACGGAGGUCGGGGCUGGAUUCAGCAUUAUCCGGAACAAUAUUCCAUCUACGUCUGGGAGCACCAUUGAGCCAAACUCCCCUGGUUCGCCAUCAGCCACGCCCAAUUACACAUGGACCGGUGACGACGCCGGACAAGUGUGGUUUACCAAGCAAGCUGUUUCUUAUGGCGUGUCGACUGUCUAUGCGAAUGCCUGGAGCGCACCGGGGUUUAUGAAAACAAGUGGAGACGAGGCAACACCAGGAUAUCUUUGUGGAACAAACGGCCAUGAUUGUACCUCAGGGGACUGGAGACGAGCCUACGCGAACUAUCUUGUUCAGUAUGUCAAGUUUUACAAGUCCGAAGGGCUGGACAUCACCCAUUUAGGGUUUCUGAACGAGCCUGACUGGGAAACUGGCUAUUCACAAAUGCAGAUCAGUCCGAAUGCAACGGAGGCGAUCUCGUUCAUCCCAAUUUUAUACGAUGCUGUCCAGAAUACUAGCCUAGAUUUAAACAUCACAUGCUGCGAUGCCGUCGGCUGGUCCGACCAAGAAACUUACACAACAGCGCUUAUAGCUGCAGGAAUGGACAAAUAUCUCAAUGUGAUCACAUCCCACAUGUACACCAGCGAUGCUACCUCCGCUCUCAACACAAGCCUACCCACAUGGAUUACCGAAUCCGGCGUCGAAACCAGCGAUGCCCCCUUUACCACCACAUGGUACGACUCUGGCUCCCCUAAUGAAGGCAUGGUCUGGGCAAAUAAGCUCGCAACAGGCUUCAUCGACGCUGGACUUUCCGCGUAUCUGUUCUGGGAGGGCUUCGAGAUCAACGAGACCCAAUCAGCGAGCCACCUAGUUGACUUGGGCUCUGACGGCGAGGCUGAGGGCUCUGCGAUAUUGUAUGCAUUUUCCAUGUGGUCACGUUUCAUCCGUCCCGGGGCUCGCAGGGUCUCGACCAUCGGAUCGCUUGAGAAUGUAGCAACGGCGGCUUUUAUUAACUCGGAUGACUCGGUGGUUGUUGUUUUGACGAAUAGUGGUGAUGUGGCGCAGACUGCUCGAAUUGGGUUUCCUGCUGAACUAGAUGCCGCGGAUGCUUGGGUUACUGAUAACAAGCACCAGGUUGCAGUGACGAAUGUCACUGCAAGUGGUGCCAAUGCCGAGGUCGUUGUUCCAGCACAAGGCGUGGUCACCAUCAAGGUCAAUUAA
Messenger RNA from Penicillium soppii, 1380 nucleotides. RefSeq lists its product as uncharacterized. The record is from RefSeq and is a predicted model, not a curated record. Lineage: Eukaryota; Fungi; Ascomycota; Eurotiomycetes; Eurotiales; Aspergillaceae. Gene Ontology annotation, biological process: sphingolipid metabolic process. Gene Ontology annotation, molecular function: glucosylceramidase activity. Bases 1 to 1380 code for a protein of 459 amino acids. The transcript has 3 exons.